Molecule: messenger RNA, 2279 nt
Organism: Panonychus citri (citrus red mite)
Lineage: Eukaryota; Metazoa; Arthropoda; Arachnida; Trombidiformes; Tetranychidae
Exons: 4
Coding region: 396-2060 (554 amino acids)
Biological process (GO): transmembrane transport
Cellular component (GO): membrane
Molecular function (GO): transmembrane transporter activity
Source: RefSeq, a predicted model, not a curated record
GUUUUGUUAAGAUUUUCGUUUAAAUCAAUCAGCUGGAUAAUGUAUCGAUUUAACAUUCGAUCUAUCGAACAUUUUUAAUUGUUAACUUAAUCACAAUUUACUUAAUCUCACGUGAGCUUUACCUGUUUCAAUCAGUUGAGCUCAUCGAUUUGCAAUCGGUGCCAAUAAUGAGAAAUCACGUCCUGUUAGAUUGAAGUGAAGAUGAAGGAGAUAAAUUUCCUAGAAAAGUUUCAUUCCUAAUUAACAGCUUAAUCAUCAUAAUUAUGGAAAAUACCUCUUGAGUUGAUACACUAAUUAGUCUAACUACCAAUUGAAUAUUGAGUAGUUUCUAUGAUAAUUAGUUAUUCUAUUGUUUCUUUUGUUUACUUGGAACUUUUUUUUCAUUCUUUCGGACAAUGGACACAACGGAACCUGAACCAACACGAUUAACAUGGAGAGAAAAGCUGAAGUUAAUUAAGAUCCUUCGUAUUGAUAUUUUCGUCAUGUUUUUCUUCAUUUCAACCACAAUCAGCGGUGUGAGUCUCAAUCAACUUGUCGAGGAUAAAAUUUGUCUCAACGAAUUAAAUCUUAAUCAGUCAAUUUGUCUCAAUUUGGAACACACCGAUGCCGACCAAGAAGAGGCCAAAAAUUAUGUCCUCUCAACGGCCGCUGUUUUCAAAAACUAUCAAACAAUAAUCUCCACGGUUCCCGGAAUGUUUUUAUCACUUUUCAUCGGCUAUUGGAUCGACACUUAUCCAAGUCAUCUGAAGUAUAUUCUUGCAGCUCCAGCAUUGGGAGGGACCAUCGGGUCAAUAAUUGUCAUCUACAAUUGUCUACAUUUCAAAUUAGAUUAUAUGUUUCUUUUAAUAUCCGAUUUAAUCAGAGGGCUUAGCGGUGGAUUUGUGAUAAUAUACACUGGCGUUUAUACUUAUAUCGCCAGGAAAACAUCGGUCAAGUUUCGUGCUUUAAGAUUUGCAAUUCUUGAAUUUUUCACCUUCAUUGCAAACCCAAUCUCACUUUCUCUCGGUGGUAGUAUCUUAACGACUAAUCCAUGGUUUGAAAAUCAAACUCGAAAUUAUAUCGGCGUUUUCUUGGUAUCCACGAUCUGUAGUAUUCUGGCCUUUUUUUGGGUUCUCAUUUUUAUCCGAGAUUCCGAUUCAACAAACUCUCAUCUUGAAACUUUGGCUACAAAAUCUGACCUUCACUUUAGUUAUCAAUCUACUCGGGUAGCGAAUGAACAACCUGACAGAAUAAUUGGCCUGAGAAAUGAAGAUCCAUCAAGAGGAUGCUGCAGGAAAUUUUCUCAUGUACUUGCAGAUAUUUUCAACUUUUCCAAUGUUCUCAAAAUGUUCCGUACCUGCACUAGGAAACGGGAAAAUGGCCUUCGUCGCCGUAUUUGGAAUGUUAUGCUUAUGUGCUGCUUUGUGCAACUCGCACACACGGGUGAAUCUGCAAUCGGGUUUCCAUUUGCUCAGAAAGUUUACCAAUGGAACGCUGCAUAUUAUUCAAGCGUUUCGUCGGUCACCGUUUUGAUUCCCGCCUUGGCGACCUCAAUUUUUAUUCCCGUUUCAAUAAGACGCUGGCAUUUCACUGAUACAAGUCUUGGUAUUAUUGGUUGUAUCUCUACGAUAAUGGGUAAUGCAAUUCGUGGACUAUUUUUGACCUCAAGUGCUUAUUUUGUGGCCACAUUAGCGGGAAUGUUUUCCGGUCUUAUGGCAAUAUCGAUUCGAGCAUUUUUAUCUCGAAUGAUCAGUUUCGUUGAGAUUGGACAAGUUUUCUCACUUCUCUCAGCAAUUGAAUCUUGCGCUCCGUUAAUUUCAAGUCUCUUUUAUUCAACUGUAUUUAAAUUAACGAUCAGCACUUAUCCGGGAAUGGUUUACCUAAUUGUUGGUGUUUUAUUGAUUUAUCCAUUUACGGUUAUGUUGUGGUUAGACUUGACCAAAGCCUCUUGGUAUGAUGCAAAUAAGAAACCAAGACUGACCAAUCAGAUGAUGAAAACCAAAGUGACCUACAAAUUGUUCAAUCUUCCCAACGAGAAAAUGAAUCACUUUAUGCCUCUGACAACGAUCUGGAACAAUUGAUCGACAAUUAACUUUAUCGAUAAAUUAAAGAAAAGUCUAUUGGUAUGAUGCAAAUAAGACAACCUAAACUGACCAAUCAGAUGAUGAAAAUCAAGACCGAAACCGAUAACCAAAUUUGUCCUUAUAUCUCUUUGAACAAUUAACUUUGACUAUUUGAAUAUUCUUAAUUCAGUAAUUAAAAAUGAAUUUACCUCAAGUUUUAAAACUCUUUCCUUUCAA